AACUCGGCGCGAGUCAUCCUUAUAGAAUCACCUCUCCGCCUCCAAGCGCCAGUCGCCGCCUCUCCCCACUCCCUCUCGUCGCCGUCCUCUCCCGUUCGCAACGCCACGCUCCCCACCGCCGAAAUGGCCCCGAAGCGAGGUGGCAGGGCACCGGUGCCGGCCAAGAAGAAGACGGAUAAAGUGACGAACCCUCUGUUCGAGAAAAGGCCGAAGCAGUUCGGCAUCGGCGGCGCGUUGCCUCCCAAGAAGGACCUGCACCGAUUCGUCAAGUGGCCCAAGGUCGUGCGCAUCCAGCGCCAGCGUCGCAUCCUCAAGCAGCGCCUCAAGGUGCCUCCGGCGCUCAACCAGUUCACCCGCACCCUCGACAAGAACCUCGCUACCAACCUGUUCAAGAUGCUUCUUAAGUACCGGCCCGAAGACAAGGCUGCCAAGAAGGAGAGGCUUCUGAAGAGGGCCCAGGCUGAGAAUGAAGGAAAAACUGUUGAAUCCAAGAAACCAAUUGUUGUGAAGUAUGGCCUUAACCAUGUGACUUACCUCAUUGAGCAGAACAAGGCUCAGCUCGUUGUCAUCGCUCAUGAUGUGGAUCCGAUUGAACUGGUUGUUUGGCUUCCAGCCCUGUGCAGGAAGAUGGAGGUCCCAUACUGCAUUGUUAAAGGAAAGGCUCGCCUUGGAUCGAUCGUUCACAAGAAGACUGCAUCAGUCUUGUGUCUGACCACUGUCAAGAACGAGGACAAGCUUGAGUUCAGCAAGAUCUUGGAGGCUAUUAAGGCGAACUUCAAUGACAAGUUUGAUGAAGUCAGGAAGAAGUGGGGAGGUGGCAUCAUGGGCUCCAAGUCGCAGGCCAAGACCAAGGCCAGGGAAAAGUUGCUGGCCAAGGAGGCCGCCCAGCGGAUGACGUAGAUUAUCCACUGUUGAGUUUGCCCCUGUAGUUUGACGUGGAAGAACCGAUGAGCAUUGUGCACUCGUAUUGUGUUUUUUUGAAUCUACUUUCAUAUGUUUCUGUCCAUCAGACCGUGUUUAGAAACUUUGGAAGACAGUUCUACAGUGUUUGUGCAAUGUCUUAUAUCGAA
Zea mays is the source of this 1070-nucleotide messenger RNA. RefSeq names its product 60S ribosomal protein L7a. Gene Ontology annotation, biological process: ribosome biogenesis. The record is from RefSeq and is marked provisional. Gene Ontology annotation, molecular function: RNA binding. Gene Ontology annotation, cellular component: ribonucleoprotein complex. NCBI's taxonomy places the organism in Eukaryota, Viridiplantae, Streptophyta, Magnoliopsida, Poales, Poaceae.